GUGCUUCUCCAGUAGAAGACAAUGGAACUUACAGAUGUCUUCAGGCUUGACUUGGUUGAGACUAAUGUUACAACAGCCACACUGACUUUUCUGGUGAUAAUAUUGGUUCUCCUUGCUUGGCAUACCACCUCUUCGUUCUCCAGGCUUGAUAAAGUGGGAGUCCGUCAUCCUCCGCCUUUGCCUUUCAUUGGAAAUCUGUUAUAUUUUCGUGAGGGCUUUUGGGAGAGUCACAACAAGCUAAUCAGCAAUUAUGGACCUUCUUGUGGGUAUUACAUUGGUCGUCGAAUGUACAUCGUGAUAUCUGAGCCAGAUAUGAUAAAAUGUAUCUUAGAGGAUGAUUUCAGAAACUUCAGGAACAGAAUGAGUCCAGAUUUGGUUUUUAAGCCAUUUGCAGACAGCAUUGUCAUGUUGCGUGAUGAGAAGUGGGAAAAGGUCCGGAGCAUAUUGACCCCAGCCUUCAGUAUUGCAAAGAUAAAGGAGAUGACUCCGCUAAUUGAUGAGGCAUGCAAUAUCCUGCUGAAUAACUUAAAGGUCUAUGCAGAAUCUGGUGCUGCUUUUGACAUUCAAAGGAACUAUAGCUGCUUCAUGUUGGAUAUUGUUGCAAGCAUAGCUUUUGGUACCCAUAUUAAUUCUCAGAAGACUCCUAAUGACAUUUUUGUUAAGUACACCAAAAGAUUCUUUGAACCUUUAAUAUUUAAACCUCUUCUCAUCCUUGCUGUUGCAUUUCCAUUUAUAAUGAUCCCUCUACUUCGCAUUUUGCCAAAUAAGAAACGAGAUGAAGUGAAUGGAUUUUUUAUCAGUCUCAUCAAGAAUAUGAUUACCUUGAGAAACCAGCAGGAUCCAAAUGAGAGACGCAGAGACUUUCUGCAGCUGAUGCUUGAUGCACGCAUCCCAACCACUGACAUUGUCAUGGAGCAGUCAGACAGAGUCAAUCAAGAUGAUUUUCCCAAAGCUCUGCCCAAAAAGCAGCAGGUGUGGUUGAAUGAUGAUGAGAUAGCUGGACAAGCCUCUUUGUUCCUAAUUGCUGGCUAUGAAACCAGCAACAGCACACUUUCCUUUGGCACGUACCUGCUGGCUACCAACCCUCAAUGCCAGGAGAAGCUGCUGCAAGAGGUGGAUGACUUCUAUUCAAAACAUGACAUUCCAGAUUAUGAAAAUAUACAGGAACUUCCAUACCUUGAUAUGGUGAUAGCAGAGACUCUGCGCAUGUAUCCUCCAGCAUUCAGGUUUACCCGGGAAGCAGCAAAAGACUGUUCAGUGCUACAGCAGCAAGUCCCAGCUGGCGCUAUCAUAGAAAUUGCUGCUGGUCAUCUCCAUUAUAAUCCAAAGUUCUGGCUAGAACCUGAAAAGUUUAUUCCUGAGAGAUUUACGGCUGAGGCUAUGCAGCAACAACACCCUUUUGCUUAUUUGCCCUUUGGGGCAGGUCCUCGUGGCUGCAUUGGCAUGAAGUUGGCCUUGAUGACAAUAAAAAUUGCACUGUUGAGAAUUUUGCAAAGAUUCAUGUUUAAAACCUGCCCUGAGACCCAGAUCCCUUUGCAGGUCAAAUCUCACAGCACACUAGGACCACGGGAUGGUGUCAUCAUCAAGAUUGUUUCUCGUUAAGAUAGUCACAUCCUCCCAUUUCUUUUCCAGAAGCUUUGGCUUACCUCACGCUGAAAACCUAUUUUGUAACAUGGAAAAACCUGUUAAAGGUGCCAAAGCUCUUACCCCAGUCUGCCUUACAAUGCCUUCCAAUGCUCAAUUCCAAAGACGGUUAAACUUCUAUACUUGCAAACUUAACCUUUAGUGCCCGAUAUGCAUCUAAACUGCGAAAGCGUUAUGUUGAGUGGUGGUAUGGUGUAUGGAAGGGAUAUUUGCUAAUAAUGAAAGUAGGAUGCUCAUAAAAUGAACUGUUUUAGUUGUUAAAAAUGAAAGCUAUUUUUUAAAAAAUCAGGCUGUUAUAAUUGUUCAAUCAUCAGCUUACCCUCUAUUUUCUCUUUAAGAGUUGUUCCUCUCCUGUCUAAGGUGAUAGACAGAUUUACCUAGAUCGAGGAUCUUCAACCUUGGCAAAUUUAAUACUUGUGGACUUCAACUCCCAGAAUUCCUGAGCUAACAUGACUGGAGGAGGAAUUCUGGGAGUUAUAGUCCACAAAUCUUAAAGCUGUCAAGUUUGA
Pseudonaja textilis is the source of this 2153-nucleotide messenger RNA. It is a transcript of the gene TBXAS1, whose product is annotated as thromboxane A synthase 1. The record is from RefSeq and is a predicted model, not a curated record. Lineage: Eukaryota; Metazoa; Chordata; Lepidosauria; Squamata; Elapidae. Gene Ontology annotation, molecular function: heme binding; iron ion binding; steroid hydroxylase activity.